Messenger RNA from Gasterosteus aculeatus aculeatus (three-spined stickleback), 1099 nucleotides. RefSeq names its product transmembrane protein 167A (gene tmem167a). The record is from RefSeq and is a predicted model, not a curated record. NCBI's taxonomy places the organism in Eukaryota, Metazoa, Chordata, Actinopteri, Perciformes, Gasterosteidae.
AGCGAAUCAGCGGUGCAGUACGUGAUUACGUCACGUAAACCUCUAUGGUCACGUUACGUACGUCAAGCCAGCAGGAAAUGUGAUGUGGCUUUGACUCAGAUCAAACAUGUCUGCCAUUUUCAACUUCCAGUCACUGUUGACAGUGAUUCUUCUCCUGAUCUGCACCUGCGCUUACAUCAGAGCGCUGGCUCCCAGCCUGCUGGACAAGAACAAGACCGGGAUUCUAGGGAUUUUCUGGAAGUGUGCCAGAAUAGGUGAGCGGAAGAGUCCCUGGGUGGCUUGCUGCUGUGUCGUCAUGGCUUUUAGUAUACUGUUUCUGCAGUAGGAGAGCGAAGAAAACCACGAUGGGAGAUGAAGAGAAAACCUGGGACGGACACUGCAAUCCCAGAGGCACAUCAGGACCGCCAGUGGUUGUCGUUUAGAUAUGAUAAGAUGUAAAAAUGGACACCUGUCACCACUCACCGUAGCAACGGGGAGAGAGAAAAUGUUUUUGGGGGCGGAGGGAUGAGCUGAUAGCCCCAAAGUGUGUCUCAAUCCCUACGGACACUUCCAGGUCUAUCUUUGUGUUUGUGUUUUUGUGGAAUGUUCACUCCGGAUGUGUGUGUGGGCGGAUGGGGGAUGGGGGCGGUGGGGGCGGUGCUUUCUGUUAUCUGCCAUUUAGUCUAAAAGACAGAAGUCAUAUUCUUGGUGGGAUCAAAUUGAUACGUUGUCCGAACAUUUCAAGCUGUUUUUUCUUCCUGCAUGUUUGUAUCAACUUGUAUCAGUUGCAUAAACCAGUUUGAACUUUGAAACAGAGCUACAAUGAAGUGUGACUCAAAAUCAUCCGCGCCCCUUCUUUAUUGUGUGUGGAGAGGGUGAUGAUCCGCAGCAAAGUAAAUGGUAGAAUAGCUCUGCAGAUGCCUAAUUGUUGUGCAUAUUUGCCUCAAAGAGCUGCUGAUGUUUUUAAAGUCAGUUUGCUGCUAUUUAUUAAAGAACCUUUUUGGAAAUUGGGGUUUUUCAUUUCUUGCCGUUGACACUUGUUGAUGUAUGUUGUGGUAAUGAUGAAGUGUGAUUAAUAAUAACUACUAGUUAUGCAAAAUACACGUUUAGAACUAGUAAA